AUGUGGCUUCAGGUUUCGGCUUUCGGCUUUCGGCUUUCGGCUUUCGGCUUCCAAAUCCGACACGGCCUUCUGAGCUCUGGUGCGAGUUGCUAUUUUGUGUUUAUCGAAGUGGCCUUUUUCGGAACGCUUUUGACAUUUGUUACUGUCACUGCAACCAGAACCAGAACCAGAAACAGAACAUUUGUUAUUAGAAUCAACGGCACCCGAUUGCUAUCAUACGACACCACUGCACGGCGUUUGGACGAUAUAUCGGAAGACGUUGCUGGAGCGAAUCCAAUUCAAGCCGAGGUGUUAGCCGGCAAUAUAACCUUGGUUGUCGCGCUUUUCGAGGAUUGUUCAUUCGCAUUGUUUGAGUUGAACGUCUCCGGUGGUCGUCAAGUCUCGUUGGAUGCGGAUGCCGGCGGCCAGCCAGUUCCAAACGGUUCUCCGGACGUUGGCUACCAAUGCCCCAUUUGUCUGCGUGCCCCACGCGACCAUGAGCCAGUGGCUACUAAAUGUGGCCACAUCUUUUGCCGUGCUUGCAUCGAAGCGAACCUGACCCGCAACCGCCCCAAUGCGCAUAUGCAAUGGGGAAGUGACCGCAGAUCAGUUGCUACGCCUUUAUAUGUAAGCCUUCAAUGCCAACUCCAAUGUGCUAGCCAUUUGGGAUACUUCCCGGACUUACAUGUGUUCAAAUAAAUAAACUUGGCUACACGAAUAAUCUUGCAGCUA
Messenger RNA from Drosophila guanche, 711 nucleotides. RefSeq lists its product as uncharacterized. The transcript is spliced from 2 exons. The coding region runs from base 1 to 678 and encodes 225 amino acids. The record is from RefSeq and is a predicted model, not a curated record. Lineage: Eukaryota; Metazoa; Arthropoda; Insecta; Diptera; Drosophilidae.